Molecule: messenger RNA, 540 nt
Organism: Psilocybe cubensis
Lineage: Eukaryota; Fungi; Basidiomycota; Agaricomycetes; Agaricales; Agrocybaceae
Exons: 3
Coding region: 1-540 (179 amino acids)
Source: RefSeq, a predicted model, not a curated record
AUGAAACUCUUCGCAGCCAUCGUUUCCCUUGCGCCAGCAGUCUAUGCCUCUCUGCCUGGCAGCACCUUUGGGAUCACUUACAAUACCACCUCAAGUCUGAUCCCACCCACAGGGCAUCUUGCACUCUUCAACCCUGCCUCUUCUCCUGAUGCGUUUACCACCAUCUCGCCUACCACCCCCGACCUAGGCGCCUUUUUCACCGUUGCAGGCGUCAGUGCGGUGUUGCAUGAGUCAUGCAACAUCAAUGCUCUCGCGGCUCUGGUGCCUCCAAGCCCACCUAUUGAAGGCCUCAAAUACGCCCUCCAAUGGACAACUGCUGUCUCUGACUUGCCCUCAGGCAGCAUCGAAACAGGAUUCCAACUCGGUCCUUCUCCAACAUUUGACACUCUCAUUAAUACCAAUGUGGGCCCGGGAUUCUGGGGAGUAUCCAAAUUAACGGAUUCCGAUACCUAUGUGGUUCUUAAGGUGGGAUGGUCCGAAGACGAAACGGCGAUCCCAGUCACUCUUGUAAAAGCCGGAACAGAGUUUAUCAAUUGCUAA